UGCCACCUGUCAGUGCCCAUCAGUGCCACCCAUCAGUGCCAGUCAGUGCCACCUAUCAAUGCCAAUCAGUGCCACCUAUCAGUGCUGCCAAUCAGUGCCACCUAUCAAUGCCAGUCAGUGUCGACUAUCAGUGCGCAUCAGUGCCAGUCAGUGCCGCCUAUCAGUGCCAGUCAGUGCCGCCUAACAGUGCCAGUGAGUGCCGCCUAUCAGUGCCAGUCAGUGCUACCUAUCAGUGCCGCCUAUCAGUGCCAUAUAUCAGUGUCAUUUAUCAGUGCUGCCUUUCAGUGCCCAUCA
Molecule: messenger RNA, 294 nt
Organism: Staurois parvus
Lineage: Eukaryota; Metazoa; Chordata; Amphibia; Anura; Ranidae
Source: the annotation of a GenBank genome assembly